This is a messenger RNA of Lucilia sericata (common green bottle fly), 3066 nucleotides long. It is a transcript of the gene Agps, whose product is annotated as alkyldihydroxyacetonephosphate synthase. Gene Ontology annotation, biological process: lipid biosynthetic process. NCBI's taxonomy places the organism in Eukaryota, Metazoa, Arthropoda, Insecta, Diptera, Calliphoridae. The coding region runs from base 690 to 2648 and encodes 652 amino acids. The transcript is spliced from 5 exons. Gene Ontology annotation, molecular function: alkylglycerone-phosphate synthase activity; FAD binding. The record is from RefSeq and is a predicted model, not a curated record.
UAAAUAAAAGUCCACUCAAACUCUCUCUGGGUGAAUUUGCUCCCUCUUAAAUAACAGAAAUACAUUUAUAGAGCAAGAGGGGUAACUCUGCUGACAAGGAUUCUUAGGACUAGUGACAUAAAACUAAUAAGUGUUGCAAAUGUUUAGUAAAUAAACUGUGAAUUUGAAAACAAAAUCAAACGUUUUUGUAUGUAUUAGCUUUUUUAUGCGAGGUUUCUGCUCUAUGUAUCCUCCACUAUGCAGAGAACUACAUUACAUUGAGUGAGUGAACGUAUGAGUGAUUUUGUCGAGUGUGUCAUGUUGUUGUUGUUGCUAUUUUAUAUAGAACAUUUCGACCGAAAUAAACCCCCUUGAUAUUUUAUUGUCUGGCAGUUGGAAUAGACAAGUUGUUAAAGAAAGCUGUCAAAAAUUUAGCUAAACAUUUAUAAUUACAAUAAAAUCUAAAUAAAAACAUACAAUUCUAAUAGAAAAUAAACAUAAAUAAAUAAAAAAACUUAUAUAAAUUAUUAAUAAUUAAUUUAAUAACUAGAAAAUUUUAUAAUAAUUACAAAACUAACAACUAAAUGCCAAAAGAAAAAUCCUUUAAUAAAUCCUUAUAAAAAAAGAAGAAAACCAGUGUUGUGUGGCUAAAAAUCGAUAAAUAACAAGGAAAAUCUUUAAUAGAAAUCACAACACUAGAAACUUAAAUAAUGGCUGCUAAUAAUAAAUGUAUUAAUUAUAUUAAUAAAACGGAAAAGGAUUUAACAAUUAAUGUAAUAAAUAACAAAGAAAACAAACAACAGAAAUCACAAGGCGCCUUUAAGGCGUCCAUAACUUUAGAUGAACGUCUAUCAAAGGAUGUUAAUGGUGUGUUCCCCAAAAGAAGGCAAGACGUUCUCAAGUGGUAUGGUUGGGGUUAUAAGGAUUCCGAAUUUUAUGUUAAAAAUAAUAUCAUACAUUUUCGUGGCGAUAGAUAUCCCCUGGAAGGUGCUGCCUUACCCUAUUUCACCGAUUGGGUUUUAAGUACUUUCAACAUCACCGUUUAUGACAAUAUACCCAAACCUAUGCUACCCCAAGAAUAUCCAAGACCCACCGUUAAUACAGAUUUUCUGCAAGAACUACAUGAAACCGAAAUUUCCUAUAGUCAAGAGGGUAUAGAUCGUUUUGUAAGAUGUCAUGGUCAGACGUUACACGACAUUUACUAUUUAAGUCAUAAUAAAUUUCAAAGAAUACCCGAUGUAGUGACCUGGCCCAAUAAUCACUCGGAAGUAGAGAAAUUAGUUGCCCUGGCUCAUAAGCAUAAUGUGGUAGUGUUACCCUAUGGUGGUGGUACCUCGGUAUCGGGAGCUACUACUUGUCCUCAACAGGAGCAACGUAUGAUUUGUAUAUUGGAUACCUCGCAAAUGAAUCGUAUGUUGUGGUUGAAUAGAAAAAAUCUAACAGUAUGUUUUGAGGCUGGUAUAGCGGGUCAGGAUUUGGAAAAUAUAUUGCGUAAAGAAGGCCUUACAGUGGGCCAUGAGCCGGACAGUUAUGAAUUCUCCACUUUAGGUGGUUGGGUGGCCACACGAGCUUCGGGCAUGAAGAAAAAUGUUUAUGGCAACAUAGAAGAUCUAGUGGUAAGAGUGAAAUUGGUGACACCUGCUGGAGUGUUGGAUCGAGAAUGUACGGCUCCUCGUAUUUCUUGUGGUCCAGAUUUUAAUCAUGUCAUUAUGGGUUCCGAGGGUACAUUGGGUGUUAUCACUGAGGUGGUUUUAAAAGUAAGACCCUUACCGCCCGUUAAACGCUACAACUCUUUGGUAUUCCCCGAUUUCGAAAGUGGUGUGGGCUUUAUGCGUGAAGUGGCCGAACGUCGUUGUCAACCCGCCUCGGUACGUUUAAUGGAUAACAAUCAAUUUAUUAUGGGUCAAAGUUUGAAACCAGUAAAAGGUUGGCGUGAGGACUUAAAGGAUGCAUUCAAAAAGAAAUAUCUUACGAUGGUAAAAUGUUUGGAUCUGACCAAAAUUUGUGCCGCCACAUUACUAUUCGAGGGAGAAGCCGACGAUGUAGAUAGGCAAGAGUCCUUGAUUAUCAAUAUUGCGAAAAAGCAUAAAGGAUUUUCCGGUGGUGGUCAAAAUGGUGAAAGAGGUUAUAUAAUGACUUUUGUUAUAGCUUAUAUGAGGGAUUUGGCUUUGCUGUACGAUAUAGUAGCUGAAUCAUUUGAGACUUCAGUGCCCUGGGAUCGUUGCUACAGUUUAUGUGAAAAUGUUAAAAAGCGCAUAGAAUUGGAAUGUCAUGCCAAAAGCAUUCACCACUUCUCCAUUUCCUGCCGCGUCACCCAAACCUAUGAUGCCGGUGCCUGUGUUUAUUUCUAUUUUGCAUUUAACUAUAAGGGUUUCUCCAAUCCUGUCGAACUAUUCGAACACAUAGAAAAUGGUGCCAGAGACGAGAUAUUGGCCUGUGGUGGUUCACUCUCACAUCAUCAUGGUGUGGGUAAAAUACGUUCACAAUGGUAUACGAAAACUAUAACACAAACGGGAGCAAAUCUCUAUAAAGCCACUAAACAACAAUUGGAUCCUAAAAAUAUAUUUGCUACUGGGAAUCUGCUGCCCUUGGAAGAACAGCCUCAAGGGGUAAAGAGUAUAGAAGAGAAUUUGGGGAAAACUAACACGACUAUUAAGGCAAAACUUUAAAUUUUAGGGGAUCUAAUAUUCCGGGAUCUUGAAAUUAAUUUAAAAAUGUGUUAUUAUUUGAUAUUUAUAGUUUAAAAAUUUUCAUUUUAGAAAAAAGUUACUUAAGUAAAAAUGCAAAAUUGGCAUCUCUGCUUUAUGUCAAAAGUUUAAAGUGAUGCCAAUGCAUUUCAAAAUUACUACUUUUAUUUAUUUACAUAUGUUUCCAAUUUUUAAAGAAUUUGUACUUUUUUGCAUUUUAGGUAAUUUAAAUGGCUUUUUGAAAUUUAAUUUAGUUGUAAAUUUAUUUUAAAAUAAUUUUCUUAAUAAUUUAUUUAUUUUUCUUUGUUAAUUUUGUGUUUGUUUUAUAAACUGGGGUUUUGUUUGUUAUACAAAGUUGUAUUAUUUUAAAUUUUUAAUAAAAAAUAAAGAAAUUUUUACC